AUGCCCCCAGACCUAAACUCACUUCCACCUCCUCGCUCAAUGUCUUCCUCUCCUUUGCAAAUUCGCACCAUGCAGUCAUCUCCAGAAGACAGUGGCACCCAAUCGCCACCUCCACGUUCAUCAUCCGUCUCCCUGCAAGCCGCUGCUGCUAUAAAUGCGGCCGAUAUUUCCCGUCGCUCUUCAACGAGGUCGCCGCAAGCAAACAGAGCUGCUGAACGGCGCCGUUCAGCUGUCGCUAUGAACCUGAAUUUCAACGACCCCACAGUGCCUGGCCCAGGGGAGCUCUCCAACGCAGACCAUAGGUCGUCACUGAGAAGCACAAGAAGCUCGUUUACACAUAGCCCAACUGGUAUCGGGAGCAGCCCUAUAAUUUCUACAGGUGACCCGCAUCAUCAUCGGACUCCUUCAUUGGGAGAGAUUCACCAGGAGCUUGAACAGGAGCAGGAAGCACAAGUGAACCGCCUCCUUCUCAUGAUACGCAACCAGCAAGCACAGCUCCAGCAAAUGCAACAAAUGCACCCAGCAGCAGCGGGCACUACGGCCGUUGAUGACUCCACUCCCGCUUCGGAACGAUCCAUCUCCUUCCCAUCCUUUCCCCCCCUUCCGCCAGCUGCCUCGGGCCUCAAUCGUCGAUCAUCACUUCAGUUCUCCGGUAAUACCCGAUCUAGACGCGGUUCAAUCAGUGCAACGUCGCCCGUGGCGCACCCAACGGGUUCUCAGUCAGAAUACGGUCUUUCUGGCCCUGACUGGAUCGCUUUGGGCGGCGAUGGGAGCGGAAGACGGUGCAGCCGCGAUGAAAGUGCCUUCUACCAAGCGGAAACGGCCAAUUUGACGAGAGAGAACCAAAUGCUACGUCUUCGAAUCAGGGAUUUAGAACGGCAGAUCUGCGAAUUAACUGCGUCACCUGCCCAUAUGCCUGUCGCGCCAUCCAACUUGAUGUCAUCCACCUCCGCAGAAUCAUCUGCACCCACCCCCAGCGCCUCUGAAAGUGAACCUCCCUUGGCAUCUGGGACGACCGACAAGGAUUCUGGAAAAGAUUGA
This is a messenger RNA of Ophidiomyces ophidiicola, 1041 nucleotides long. RefSeq lists its product as uncharacterized. The transcript has 3 exons. Bases 1 to 1041 code for a protein of 346 amino acids. The record is from RefSeq and is a predicted model, not a curated record. NCBI's taxonomy places the organism in Eukaryota, Fungi, Ascomycota, Eurotiomycetes, Onygenales, Onygenaceae.